Sciurus carolinensis (gray squirrel) is the source of this 676-nucleotide messenger RNA. It is a transcript of the gene Ndufb10, whose product is annotated as NADH:ubiquinone oxidoreductase subunit B10. NCBI's taxonomy places the organism in Eukaryota, Metazoa, Chordata, Mammalia, Rodentia, Sciuridae. The record is from RefSeq and is a predicted model, not a curated record. The coding region runs from base 96 to 626 and encodes 176 amino acids. The transcript is spliced from 4 exons.
CAGGCGUGGUGGCUCCCACGACCUCCGCAGAGCGAUCCGUACCCCGCACCCAGCGAGCGGAGUUCUGUGCUGCGUCCGCAGUAGCGCCCGCAGCCAUGCCGGACUCGUGGGACAAGGACGUGUAUCCCGAGCCCCCGCGCCGCACGCCGGCGCCCUCGCCGCAGACCUCGCUACCCAACCCCAUCACCUACUUGACGAAGGCCUUCGACCUCCUGGUGGACCGGCCCGUGACCCUCGUGAGAGAAUUUAUAGAGCAGCAGCAUGCCAAGAACAGGUAUUAUUAUUACCACCGGCAAUACCGCCGAGUGCCAGACAUCACGGAGUGCAAGGAGAAGGACAUCCUGUGCAUCUUUGAGGCUGAAAUGCAAUGGAGAAGGGACUACAAAGUCGAUCAAGAAAUUGUCAGUAUCAUCCAGGAGAGGCUUAAGGCCUGCCAGCAGAGGGAAGGAGAGAGCUACAAGCAGAACUGUGCCACUGAACUGGAACAGUUUGCCCAGGUCGCCAAGGCCUACCAGGACCGCUAUCAUGACCUGGGCGCUCACUAUUCUGCCAGAAAAUGCCUGGCCAAACAGAAGCAGAGAAUGUUGGCAGAGAGAAAAGCUGCUAAGGAGGCUGCCGCCGCCUGAGGCCUCAAGGCUGACUUGCUGCAUUGCUAAAAUAAAGUGAUUUAACUCUA